Messenger RNA from Solenopsis invicta (red fire ant), 5555 nucleotides. RefSeq names its product WD repeat-containing protein 48. Gene Ontology annotation, molecular function: ubiquitin binding. NCBI's taxonomy places the organism in Eukaryota, Metazoa, Arthropoda, Insecta, Hymenoptera, Formicidae. The transcript has 12 exons. The coding region runs from base 669 to 2708 and encodes 679 amino acids. Gene Ontology annotation, biological process: double-strand break repair via homologous recombination; protein deubiquitination. The record is from RefSeq and is a predicted model, not a curated record.
CGGACGGCGCGAUCGUUCGUUGGGUGUUCAUUGGAUGAAUUGGAUCCUGGAGUAUUGUGAUGUAACGCUAUGUACAUACGUACAAAACACUAUGCUGAGGCAUAUUGACGCCGGCGGGGUACGGGAGUAGCAGCGGCGGCGAACGCAGGUGAUCGCUACGGGCAUCAUGUGCGGAGCCUUGCGGCCGUAGUCGUGGAGUAUCUUCUGAGGGAAAUCGGCGAGCGUUUCUUCGCUCUUUUUCUCUCUCUUUCUCUCUCUCUCUCUGUCUCUCCUUCGGUGAUGCACCGCUACCGCGUGUUGUGCCGUUAUCGACGAUAGUGCAAUGAUGAGUACGACGAGGAUGAUGCCACGCGACAUUCGCCGACAGUGAACUCGGCAACGUGGACGACAGCAGCAACAGCAACACAACGACAACGACGACGACGACGACGACGACGACGACGACGACGACGACGACGACGAUGAUGAUGCCAGUGACGCCGCGAGUGCGGGAUCGUGUGCAACGUGAUACUCCUGUCGCAGUUUGAACAGCCGCACGCGAUCUACAUCGUGUGCGUCGUCUUCACGGUCUUCACGUUCGAACGGACUUCUCCGUGUUUUCUUCCGCUCCUCUGCGCGAUUGGGACGUCGUCGUUGAGACGCCGGACGAGGCGGUGAUCCCGGGCGCAAUGGCAGCUCACAAAACUGGUGGGCAGAGCGCUCGUAAGAAAGUACAGGUAUCUAUGGUGAUAAGAGACGAGGUGGAGAAGCAACACAGGGCUGGUGUUAAUUCCUUACAGUAUGACCCAGCUCUGCACAGGCUAUAUUCUGCUGGCAGAGACAGCAUUAUAAGGAUAUGGAAUUGCAGGACCAUGAAGGAGCCUUAUAUCCAAUCUAUGGAACAUCAUACGGAUUGGGUUAAUGAUAUAGUGCUAUGUUGUAAUGGCAAAAAUCUUAUAUCAGCAAGUUCCGACACCACUGUCAAAGUAUGGAAUGCGCAUAAAGGCUUCUGUAUGUCUACCCUGCGCACACACAAGGAUUAUGUCAAAGCAUUAGCAUAUGCCAAAGAUAGAGAGCAAGUUGCUAGUGCGGGUCUGGACAAGUCGAUAUUUCUCUGGGACGUUAACACAUUAACUGCUCUCACAGCGAGUAAUAAUACAGUCACAACGUCGUCUCUGAGUGGAAACAGAGACUCUAUAUACAGCCUUGCCAUGAAUCAGAUCGGCACGGUUGUUGUGAGCGGUAGCACGGAGAAAGUCCUUCGAGUGUGGGAUCCACGAUUUUGUACCAAACUCAUGAAACUUCGUGGUCACACAGACAAUAUUAAAGCGUUAGUCCUGAACAGAGAUGGGACGCAGUGCUUAUCAGCGAGUUCCGAUGGCACUAUUAAAUUGUGGUCGCUCGGCCAACAGAGAUGCGUGCAAACGUAUAGAGUUCACAAAGAAGGAGUUUGGGCAUUAUUGGCAACGGAUAAUUUUAGCCAUGUAAUAUCUGGAGGCAGGGAUAAGAGAGUAGUAAUAACAGAAUUAAGUUAUGCAGAGAGAUAUACAGUUAUUUGCGAGGAAAAGGCACCAAUACUCAAAAUGGCUAUGACGCCGGAUCAAUCUAGUAUUUGGGUUGCUACCAGCGAAUCAACCAUUAAUAAUUGGCCAGUAAGCCAAAAGGAUUGGCAAGAGUUAGGAAUUGGAGAUUAUUGCGAUUCCGCGAGUAAUAUUUUAAGGAACACCGAACCUGCACAGAAAAUAUUAGGUGGUCCUGCCAUAAGACAUUAUCACAUAUUGAAUGACAAAAGACACGUUUUAACAAAGGAUACAGAAGAGAAUGUUGCAUUAUAUGAUGUAUUAAAGGCGUGUAAAAUAGAAGAUUUAGGCAGAGUUGAUUUUGAGCAGGAGUGUAAAAAGAGAAACAAAAUGGUGUAUGUUCCAAAUUGGUUUAAUGUCGAUCUCAAAACAGGGAUGCUAACUAUACAUUUAGGACAAGAUGAAAACGAUUGCUUCUCUGCAUGGGUUUCCGCCAAAGAGACUGGUCUGGCGGAAAACGAUGCUGUAGAUCAAAAAGUGAAUUAUGGGAAUCUUCUGCUGCAAGCGUUACUCGAACAUUGGUGGAGACCGUUACACGCUGAUGACGAAAAUGAGGGUAACGGCAAUGAUGGAAACGCUCCUUUGCAGCACACUAGAGGAGGAAAUCCAUACUUUUCAGUACCUAGUCAUACACCUGUCACAUUCAGUGAAGUGGGAGGUAGAACUAUCUACAGACUAUUAGUUCGAGAUGCCGCGGGAGAAACUGAGGGCGUGUUAUUGAAUGAGACCGUACCUCCAUGGGUGGUGAAUAUCGUCGUGGACAAAAAUCUUCCGCAAUUCAUUAAAAUACCCUUCUAUCUUCUUCCACAUGCCUCUUCGGGUGUAAAAAGUUUGAAAAAGGAUCGUUUGAUAGCAAAUGAUUUUAUACAAGUACGUAAAGUGGCUGAGCAUGUUUAUGAUAAAGUGCUUGGUGCGGGAAGCGACUCAGGUUCAGUGACUGGUGGCGGAAAUACAGUUUCUAGCGGGUCUCCAGCAGGUGAUAGAACGAAUACAGACUCUAAUGCCGAUAAUUCUUCGCUGGCCGAGGAAAAAGUCGAACUCCUAUGUAACGAUCAGGUCUUGGAUCCUUCGAUGGAUCUGAGGACAGUCAGACAUUUCAUCUGGAAAAGUUCAGCGGAUUUAACACUUCAUUAUCGUCCCAUUAAAUAGUUAGAGUUAACUACAUUACAUGAACCUUUACAAUGUGUCUGGUUUUAUACCAUGAAUAGUAGAAAAUACAUGGGCUACUUGCAGAAUAUGGUACCUUGUGCCACAUUCUUCUUAGAAAAUGAUCACCUGGAUUUAACGAAUGUUUCAUGCGACGCUGAGGCGGAAGCGAAAGGAAGCGAAGCGUACUUGGAGUAUUAGAGAUUAAUGUAAAGCAAAGUUCUAAGGCAAUAAUGUGUGGAAGUAUUAAUGUAUAUUGCUCACUUUUAUACACUUGCAUCCUGCGGCCAAAUUCACACGACGGAGCAUUACUCUCGAUUAAUCCGCUUGAGAAUAUCAUGCUUUUUGUACCUGGAUAUAGAUUUUAAAGCUUGUUGUCAGCCAUAUAUCGUCUUCCCACUUCAAAAGUAUCAAUAAGAACGUAUGGCACAAAUACAAGAAAAAAAAGGGGAAUAGACCGCAUGGCCGAGAAAAUUGUUGGUUUCGUUAGGUCUAAUGGAUCCAGGUGAUCCUCACAAAUGCUUCUCAAAUUUUUCUUUAUUAAUUCUAUUUUAGCUAUUUCGUAUUCAGUACAUAAGAUCGUCUUCUUUUAGUAUUGUAAUAAAAUAUAUUGCAUAUUUAUUGAGGUUAUAAGAAAUUAUACAAUGGUUUUGUUAUAUACAUGCAUGCAAAAUGUGUACUCAACACCUGCCUCAUAUUAGAGAACGAGAAAAAGAAAUUAUCCAUCUAUCUGUGUAUAUAUAUAUAUAUAUAUAUAUAUAUAUAUAUAUAUAUAUAUAUGAAAAAAAGGGAAGAGAGAGAUAUGUCAAUUUACUAUUAAUCAAAUUAUAUUUGAAUAGCCAAAUUAGAAGUUCAAUAUUUCCUAUUGUUCAUAUAGGAAAUAAGAGAAAUCAUUUGUCUGCAAUGUAAUAAGGUCAAAUUCUGUCCUGAUCAAAACUAAUAAAAUAUAAAUAUGUGACAUGUAUCUAAAAUAUAUAAAUAAUGGGAUAUUUAAUUUUAAAAAUUAAAUUUUGUAAGAUUCUGUAUAAAAAUACCAUUGAUAAUAUAAUUGUCGCCACAUAUACAGUAUUCAUAACAGAAUUUGAUCUUUAAAAAGAUUUAUAAUGCAUAAAAAUUAUGUAGUUUUUUAAGUUAAUACUUGAUAUAUUUUAGAUUUUAAACUGUACAUAUACGAACACGACUGUGAAAAAAUGUAAUGUCCAUAAUAUACGCCGUAUGAAUAAAAAUUAAACAGAUCUUAUUGUGCAAACAACUCAAAGCCAAUAAUAUUUGCUAUUACUGUAAAGAGUUAAAUUGUCAAGAAAAAAAUUAUACUAAUUUUUAGUAUGUUUGUAAGAUACGAUAUUGUUUACGUUAAAAAGUUAUGUGUGUGAGAGCAAUCUUUUUAUAAAUGUAAAUAUUUUGUCACUUUACUGGAUAGUUGUAAGUUAUAAUUUUAUCUAUUAUCAAGCUUGGGUUUACCUUAGUUUGGUAAUGCCAAUGCUUUACAUACGUACAUUAGAAAGUAUUUGCUGUCACUUGUUUUCAUUUUCUAUUCCAAAUAUGUAUUAUUAAGACAGUACGAAAGAGAAAGAGAGAAACGUUUCUCUUGGCUGAAUGAAGAUAUAUGGAUGUAUGGUUGGUAAAAAUUGUAUCAUUCUAGUUAGGAAUGCUUUGUUAUCUUUACACGAGUUGUUUCGAAAGAAAUUGCGCAGUGAACUUAUAUUUUUUUAAAUUGUUAUUAAAUCUUAGAAUAAUUUCUUAAAUACCAAAUGUAAAUUAGAUCACGAUGUGUGAAAAUAUAAUUAUCUUGUAAACAUCUCGAUAUGAUGUAUAUCACAAGAAAUGCAAAUUGUAAAUUGCCUUUGAAUUUGAAAUUAUUUUAAUUAUUUAUUACAGUAAUAACUGACGUGUUUUUUUUUAACAUAAUGAUUAUCUAUAAACAACUCUAAUAUUGUUCAGUUGAUUACAUAAUUCUUUAACUAUGUACAUAUUAGUGUUCUCUAUACAGAUUUUUCGUAUCACAAUUAAUCAUUCUUUAUUUUUCUUUAAAUGUAUUCACUUUAGAUAAAUUUAUUAAUGCAAGUAAUCAAAAUCUCUAAUCAUAAAUUACAGAGAGCAUUUUCAAUCAUGGCUUAUAUUAAUAUUUUAAAGUAACUCAUACACAUAAAUGUGUUUUUCUUUUUACAAUGAAUAAUUAUAAAAGUUACUACUGUUUAUUUUGUAGCAGGCAUGUAAUUUUAUUUCGUUAAAGAUGAUAGAUUCAGUCGUUUCAUUCGAGGUAUUUUUUAUACGAAAAAAUGCAAAGCAUUAUAUGAGAACAUUAAUAAUGUAAAUAUCAAAAUUAUAAUUUCAUCUUUAUGUAAAAACGAAAUUUAAAAGAAAAAAGUAAAUUUUGGUGCCAAAUUUUGUACCGAAAAUACAAUACUUGCGGAGCACCGAACAUUUUUGACAGAUAACACAUUUCCUUUCUGUAAACCUGUUUCGUUAUUGGAUGCAGGUUUUACAGUGAUACUAUUUACGAAAUAAGACUCGCAUAGCGAAAGAUUAAAUUUUUAAUUUUUAGAAGGAGAUUAAGAUUGUAGACUAAUAUCGUCUCUACGAAAAAUCGAAUGCUUGUGUCAUUACUUUGUAAAAUACAAUUUUACGGUCUCAAAAUGUAAAUUAUUCAAUUUUCCAAUGUCAGAUUAAAAAGGUUAAAUUUUCUACAAUUUUCUACAAAUGUAAACCGAGACGAUAUUUCUAUCCUUGAAUACUAAAACAGGAAGCGUGAAAAAGUAAGCGGCUGGUAUGCCGAAUGUCACGCGUUUAAGCUGCUUUUCCAACUGUCCUCGAAUACUUUCAUAUUUACCUGAUUAACUUUGUAAUACA